AUGUCGAAACUUAUCCUCGCUCUCCUUUCCCUUUCAGCCACUCUCCUCCUACUCGCACUUGUUUCUUUCAAUUCCCGCCCCACAUUCCUCGAAAAUUCCCCAAAGCCCCCAAUCAAAAUCCACGCGCUCGAGCACGCGCAGCUCGCCGCUUCCCACUGCGAGGGCACGCUGUACCCUGAGCAGUGCGUCACCACCGUCUCCGCCGCGCUCCCGCAGCUCCGCCGCAAGACGCUGCCGGAGGUCAUCUCUGCCACCGUCAACGCCACCGUGCGCGAGGUCCACGCGUCCGCCGACAACUGCAGCAGCAUCCGCCGCAAGCUCCUCCGGCGGCUCGAUGCGCGCGAGCUGCACGCCCUCGAUGACUGCCUCGAGCUGUUCUCUGACACGGUGGCGGAGCUCAACCACAUCCUCGCCGAGCUUUCGUCGCCGUCGGCCUCGCCGGAAGACUACUACGACGACCUGCAGACACUCCUCAGCGGCGCCAUGACCAACCAGGCCACCUGCCUCGACGGUUUCGCGUACAGCGUGAACAACACGCGCCGCCUCAUCGAGGGCAGGCUGAAGAGGAUCACGCGCCACGUCAGCAACGCCCUCGCCAUGGUGAGGAAGUUGAAGAGGAAGAGCAGCAAGAGGAAGCCGAAAAUCCCGGCGGCGCAUGGCGAGUUCCCCGCGUGGCUGAGGAGAUCUGACCGGAGGCUGCUGCAGGCGGCGACUAACCGGACGGCGCCGAAUUUGGUGGUGGCGAAGGACGGCAGCGGGAAUUUCACCACCAUUGGCGAGGCACUGGCGGCGGCGCCGAACAACAGUGACGCGCGGAUCGUGAUUUACAUUAAAACGGGGGCGUACUACGAAUAUAUUGAAGUUGAUAGGCGAAAGAGAAAUAUCAUGUUUUUGGGGGACGGAAUUGGAAAAACGCUGAUUAAAGGGAACCGAAGCGUGGUGGACGGCUGGACCACCUUUCGAUCUGCGACUGUUGCUGUUGUCGGGAAUGGGUUCAUCGCCAAGGGCAUCACGUUCGAGAACUACGCGGGCCCCGCCAAGCACCAGGCCGUGGCCCUCCGUUCGAGUGCCGACUUCUCGGUCUUCUACCAAUGCAGCUUCGUAGCUUACCAGGACACACUGUACGUCCACUCCCUCCGACAGUUUUACCGCGAGUGUGACGUUUACGGUACGGUCGACUUCAUCUUCGGCAACGCUGCCGUCAUGGAGGAGGUCGUGCAUCCGAGGGGAUGGCUCGAGUGGGACGGGGACUUUGCGCUCGACACGUUGUACUAUGGGGAGUAUAGGAACCGUGGGCCCGGGGCGAACACAAGCGCGAGGGUAACGUGGCCGGGAUAUCGGGUGAUCAAUAGCUCCCAAGAGGCCGGGCAGUUCACAGUCGACAAUUUUAUUCAGGGGAGCGAGUGGCUACCGGCGACCAGUGUGCCGUUUUACCCUAAUUUGACAGCCACAUGA
This is a messenger RNA of Striga hermonthica, 1455 nucleotides long. The record is from the annotation of a GenBank genome assembly. Lineage: Eukaryota; Viridiplantae; Streptophyta; Magnoliopsida; Lamiales; Orobanchaceae.